AUGAUGCCCCAGAAGAAGAAGAAGAGGAAGAAGGACAUCGACUUCCUGGCUCUGUAUGAGGAGGAGCUGCUGCACUACGCCUCUGAGGAUGACGCCGAGGAGCUGGAGCAUGAGUACUACAAGGCCAGGGUGUACGAAGUGGUCACAGCCACAGGGGACGUCCGCGGUGCAGGGACGGAUGCCAAUGUCUUCAUCACAAUAUUUGGAGAACAUGGACUCUCUCCCAAGCUCCAUCUCACCAGCAAGAGCGAGUCUGCCUUUGAGAAGGCCAAUGUUGAUGUGUUCCGAGUGAGAACCAACAACGUGGGCCUCAUCUAUAAAAUCAGGAUAGAGCAUGACAACACGGGCUUGAAUGCCAGCUGGUACCUGAACCACGUGAUUGUGACUGACAUGAAGCGACCCCACCUCCGCUACUACUUCAACUGCAACAACUGGCUGAGCAAGGUGGAAGGCGACCGCCAGUGGUGCCGUGACCUACUGGCCAGCUUCAACCCUAUGGACAUGCCCAGAGGUAACAAGUAUGAAGUCAGGGUGUACACUGGAGAUGUGAUGGGUGCAGGGACAGAUGCCGAUGUCUUCAUCAAUAUUUUUGGAGAGUAUGGAGACACAGGGGAGCGUAGGCUGGAGAAUGAAAAGGACAACUUUGAAAAGGGAGCUGAAGACAAGUUCCUGCUGGAUGCUCCAGAUUUGGGGCAGUUGAUGAAGAUUAAUGUCGGCCACAAUAACAAGGGGGGAUCUGCAGGCUGGUUCCUGUCCAAGAUUGUCAUCGAAGACAUUGGAAACAAAAGGAAAUAUGACUUCCCCCUUAACCGCUGGCUGGCUUUGGAUGAAGAUGAUGGCAAAAUCCAAAGGGAUAUCUUAGUGGGUGGUGCUGAGACCACAGCCAUCACGUAUGUUGUCACCGUCUUCACUGGGGAUCUCCGGGGGGCCGGGACCAAAUCCAAAAUCUACUUGGUCAUGUACGGGGCCAGAGGGAACAAGAACAGUGGGAAGAUCUUCCUGGAGGGCGGGGUGUUCGACCGUGGCCGCACAGACAUCUUCCACAUUGAGCUGGCCGUCCUCCUCAGCCCCCUCAGCCGGGUGUCCAUUGGCCACGGCAACGUGGGUGUCAACAGGGGCUGGUUCUGUGAGAAGGUGGUCGUUCUGUGCCCCUUCACUGGUAUCCAGCAGACCUUCCCUUGUAACAACUGGCUGGACGAGAAGAAAGCAGAUGGGCUGAUUGAGAGGCAGCUCUACGAGAUGGUCUCACUCAGGAAAAAGCGGCUUAAAAAAUUCCCUUGGUCCCUGUGGAUCUGGACGACUGACCUGAAGAAAGCUGGGACCAACUCCCCGAUCUUCAUCCAGAUUUAUGGGCAGAAGGGACGAACAGACGAGAUCCUCCUGAAUCCCAACAACAAGUGGUUCAAACCAGGCAUCAUUGAAAAGUUUCGGAUUGAGCUUCCAGAUCUUGGCAGAUUUUACAAGAUUCGGGCAUGGCAUGACAGACGGAAUCCUGGUUCUGGAUGGCACCUGGAGAGGAUGACCCUGAUGAACACCCUGAACAAGCACAAGUAUAACUUCAACUGCAACCGCUGGCUGGAUGCCAACGAGGAUGACAAUGAAAUUGUGAGGGAAAUGACUGCCGAAGGCCCCACCGUGCGAAGAAUAAUGGGUAUGGCCCGGUACAGGGUGACCGUGUGCACGGGAGAACUUGAAGGAGCAGGAACAGAUGCCAACGUGUACCUCUGCCUUUUCGGCGACGUGGGGGACACUGGGGAACGGCUGUUGUACAACUGCAGGAACAACACCGACCUGUUUGAGAAGGGCAAUGCUGACGAAUUCACCAUCGAAUCUGUGACCAUGAGGAAGGUGAGGCGGGUGAGGAUCAGACACGAUGGCAAAGGCUCCAGCAGUGGCUGGUACGUGGACCGGGUGCUGGUGAGAGAGGAGGGACAGCCUGAAAGUGACAACGUGGAGUUUCCCUGUCUCAGGUGGCUGGAUAAGGAUAAGGAUGAUGGGCAGCUAGUCCGAGAGCUUCUGCCCACUGGCAGCAACGCAACACUGAAGAACUUCCGCUAUCACAUCAGUGUGAAGACAGGGAAUGUGUCGGGGGCCAGCACCGAUUCCAAAGUCUACAUCAAGCUGUAUGGAGACAAAUCUGACACUAUCAAGCAAGUUCUUCUGGUCUCUGAUAACAACCUCAAAGACUAUUUUGAACGUGGCCGGGUGGAUGAAUUCACCCUUGAGACCCUGAACAUUGGAACGAUCAACCGGCUGGUGAUCGGGCACGACAACACAGGCAUGCACUCAAGCUGGUUCCUGGGCAGUGUUGAGAUCCGCGUGCCCCGCCAAGGCAAGCGGUAUACCUUUCCUGCCAACCGCUGGCUGGACAAGAACCAGGCCGAUGGGCGCCUGGAGGUGGAGCUUUAUCCAAGCGAGGUCGUGGAGAUCCAGAAAUUGAUCCACUAUGAGGUCGAGGUUUGGACGGGUGAUGUGGGUGGUGCAGGCACAACUUCCCGUGUAUACAUACAGAUCUAUGGCGAAGAAGGCAAGACGGAGUUGCUCUUCCUCUCCAGCCGCUCAAAGGUGUUUGAUCGGGCAUCCAAGGACAUAUUCCAGCUGGAGGCAGCAGACGUGGGUGAGGUGUACAAGAUCCGGCUCGGGCACACAGGCGAGGGCUUCGGGCCCAGCUGGUUCGUGGACACUGUGUGGCUGCGGCAUCUGGUGGUGCGGGAGGAGGAGCUCACACCCGAGGAGGAGGCCCGAAGGAAGAAGGAGAAGGCCAAGCUGCAGCAGCUGCUCAAGAAGGAGCGGCUGAAGGCCAAGUUGCAGAGGAAGAAAAAGAAGAGGAAGAAGGACAGUGAUGAGGAAGACAAGGAGGAGGGGGACGAGGAGGAGGAGUCCUCCUCGGAGGAGUCCUCGUCUGAAGAGGAGGAGGAGGAAGAAAGUGAGGAGGAAGAAGAGGAGGAUGAGUUGGAGCCGGGGAUGCAGGAGGUGAUUGAGCAGUACAAGUUCGAAGCCCACCGCUGGCUCGCCCGGGGCAAGGAGGACAAUGAACUUGUCGUGGAGCUGGUGCCGGCAGGCAGGCCAGGCCCUGAGCCCAACACCUACGAGGUCCAGGUGAUCACAGGGAAUGUGCCCAAGGCUGGCACUGAUGCCAACGUCUACCUGACCAUUUACGGAGAGGAGCAUGGGGACACGGGCGAACGACCCCUGAAGAAAUCGGACAAGUCCAACAAGUUUGAGCAGGGCCAGACAGACACCUUCACUAUCUACGCCAUCGACUUGGGGGCCCUGACCAAGAUUCGGAUUCGCCAUGACAACUCGGGCAGUAGACCGGGCUGGUUCCUGGACAGAAUAGACAUCACCGAUGUGAACAAUGAGAUCACGUACUACUUUCCAUGCCAGCGCUGGCUGGCAGUGGAGGAGGAUGAUGGGCAGCUGUCCAGGGAGCUGUUGCCAGUGGAUGAGUCCUAUGUGCUGCCUAGCGAGGAUGAGGAGGGUGGCGGCGGUAACAACAACCCCCUUGACAACCUGGCCCUGGAGCAGAAAGAUAAGUCUACCACAUUCUCAGUGACAGUCAAGACUGGAGACAAGAAGAAUGCAGGCACAGAUGCCAACGUCUUCAUCACACUCUUUGGCACGCAGGAUGACACUGGAAUCACCCUCCUGAAGUCUUCCAAGACCAACAGUGACAAGUUUGAGAGAGACAGCAUUGAAAUCUUCACAGUAGAGGCACUGGAUCUGGGAGACCUGUGGAAGGUCAGAAUCGGCCAUGACAAUACAGGCAAAGCACCAGGCUGGUUUGUGGACUGGGUGGAGGUAGAUGCCCCAUCUCUUGGAAAGUGCAUGACGUUUCCCUGUGGCCGCUGGCUGGCCAAGAAUGAAGAUGAUGGUGCCAUUGUUAGGGACCUCUUCCACGCGGAACUUCAGACCAGGAUGUACACACCAUUUGUCCCCUAUGAGAUCACACUGUACACCAGUGACGUAUUUGCGGCUGGCACGGAGGCCAACAUCUUCAUUGUCAUCUAUGGUUGCGAUGCUGUGUGCACCCAGCAGAAGUUCCUGUGCACCAACAAAAGGGAGCAGAAGCUGUUCUUUGAGAGGAAGUCGGCCUCCCGCUUUAUCGUGGAGUUAGAGGAUGUGGGCGAAAUCAUUGAGAAGAUCCGGAUUGGCCAUGAUAACACGGGCAUGAAUCCUGGCUGGCACUGCUCCCAUGUGGACAUCCGCAGGCUCCUCCCAGAUAAAGACGGAACAGAAACAUUAACUUUUCCAUGUGAUCGAUGGCUUGCCACCUCUGAAGAUGACAAGAAGACCAUUCGAGAACUGGUCCCUUAUGACAUCUUCACUGAAAAGUACAUGAAAGAUGGGUCCUUAAGGCAAGUCUACAAGGAAGUGGAGGAGCCUCUAGACAUUGUGCUGUACUCAGUGCAGAUCUUCACAGGGAAUGUUCCAGGGGCAGGGACCGAUGCCAGGGUCUACAUUACCAUCUAUGGCGACCUGGGGGACACCGGGGAGCGAUACCUCGGCAAGUCGGAGAACCGCACCAACAAGUUCGAGAAAGGGACGGCUGAUACCUUCAUUAUCGAGGCCGCUGACCUGGGCGUUAUCUAUAAAAUCAAGCUUCGCCAUGACAAUACCAAGUGGUGCGCAGACUGGUAUGUGGAGAAGGUGGAAAUCUGGAACGAUACCAACGAGGAUGAGUUCCUCUUCCUGUGUGGGCGCUGGCUGUCCUUGAAGAAAGAGGAUGGGCGGCUCGAGAGGCUCUUCUAUGAGAAGGAGUACACUGGGGACCGCAGCAGCAACUGCAGCAGCCCCGCUGACUUCUGGGAAAUCGCCCUGAGCUCUAAGAUGGCUGAUGUGGACAUUGAGACUGUUACCGGACCCAUGGCUGACUAUGUUCAGGAUGGUCCAGUUAUCCCCUACUAUGUGUCUGUCACCACGGGCAAACACAAGGAUGCUGCCACUGACAGCCGAGCCUUCAUCUUGCUUAUCGGGGAGGAUGAUGAGCGUAGUAACCGCAUCUGGCUGGACUACCCUCGCGGGAAGAAGGGCUUCAGCUGCGGCUCAGUGGAGGAGUUCUAUGUCGGAGGCUUGGAUGUGGGAGUCAUCAAGAAAAUAGAGCUGGGCCAUGAUGGAGCUUCCCCUGAGAGCUGCUGGCUGGUGGAAGAACUCUGUUUGGCCGUGCCUACCCAGGGUACUAAGUAUACAUUGCGCUGUAACUGCUGGCUUGCCAAGGACCGAGGUGACGGCGUCACCUCCCGUGUCUUUGACCUCCUGGAUGCCAUGGUGGUGAACAUCGGAGUGAAGGUGCUUUAUGAAAUGACAGUGUGGACAGGUGACGUGGUUGGCGGGGGCACUGACUCCAACAUCUUCAUGACCCUUUAUGGCAUCAACGGGAGCACAGAGGAGGUGCAGCUGGACAAAAAGAAGGCCAGAUUUGAGCGGGAACAGAAUGACACCUUCAUCAUGGAGAUCCUGGACAUUGCUCCCUUCACCAAGAUGCGGAUCCGGAUUGAUGGCCUGGGCAGCCGGCCCGAGUGGUUCCUGGAGAGGAUCCUCCUGAAGAACAUGAACACGGGAGAUCUGACCAUGUUCUACUAUGGAGACUGGCUGUCCCAGCGGAAGGGCAAGAAAACCCUGGUAUGCGAGAUGUGUGCUGUCAUUGACGGGGAGGAGAUGAUGGAGUGGACCUCCUAUACGGUCACAGUGAAGACCAGCAACAUACUGGGAGCAGGCACUGAUGCCAACGUAUUCAUUAUCAUCUUUGGAGAGAACGGGGACAGCGGAACCCUGGCCCUGAAGCAGUCAGCUAACUGGAACAAGUUUGAGCGCAACAACACAGAUACAUUCAACUUCACCGACAUGUUGAGCCUGGGCCACCUGUGCAAGCUGAGGGUCUGGCACGACAACAAAGGGAUAUUUCCUGGCUGGCACCUGAGCUAUGUCGACGUGAAAGACAACUCCCGUGAUGAGACCUUCCGCUUCCAAUGUGACUGCUGGCUCUCCAAGAGUGAGGGUGACAGGCAGACCGUCCGUGACUUGGCCUGUGCCAACAAUGAGAUCCGUGAAGAGCUGGAGGAGACCACCUAUGAGAUCGUCAUAGAAACGGGCAACGGAGGUGAAACCAGGGAGAAUGUCUGGCUCAUCCUGGAGGGCAGGAAGAACCGAUCCAAAGAGUUCCUCGUGGAAAAUUCUUCCAGGCAGCGGGCCUUCAGGAAGGGGACUACAGACACGUUUGAAUUUGACAGUGUCUUUCUGGGGGAUAUUGCCUCCGUCUGCGUGGGCCACUUGGCCAGGGAGGACCGGUUCAUCCCCAAGAGAGAGCUGGUGUGGCACGUCAAGACCAUCACCAUCACCGAGAUGGAGUAUGGCAAUGUGUACUUCUUUAACUGCGAUAGCCUUAUCCCCCUCAAGAGGAAGAGGAAGUACUUUCGGGUGUUUGAGGUUACCAAGACAACAGAAAGCUUUGCCAGCAGGAUUCAGAGCCUAGUGCCUGUCAAGUAUGAAGUCAUUGUGACAACGGGUUAUGAGCCCGGGGCAGGCACUGAUGCCAAUGUCUUUGUGACCAUCUUUGGUGCCUACGGGGACACGGGCAAGCGGGAGCUGAAGCAGAAGAUGCGCAACCUCUUUGAGCGGGGCAGCACUGACCGCUUCUUCCUAGAAACGCUGGACCUGGGGGAGCUACGCAAGGUGCGCUUGGAGCAUGACAGCAGUGGCCACUACUCAGGCUGGCUGGUGGAGAAGGUGGAGGUCACCAACACCAGCACUGGCGUGGCCACCAUCUUCAACUGUGGCAGGUGGCUGGAUAAAAACCGGGGCGACAAGCUCACCUGGAGAGACCUCUUCCCUUCUGUCUGAGGGGAUGGAGACCCUCCCCAACCCCUGACCAUGGCCUUGGGCAACUGUCUGAAAACCUUUGGGAGCUGAGGCUGAGGAACAGCAGGACACUGGGAACCUCAUGUUUCUUCAGAGGCCACUGUGGCUGGUUCUUUGUGGGGAAUCCUGCUCCCCAUGGCCUCAGUCUUGGAGACUUCUACCAUAACACCAGCAUCAGAACCAGCUGUGCAGGAAUAGCUUACCUAUCCUAGC
Messenger RNA from Ochotona princeps (American pika), 7071 nucleotides. It is a transcript of the gene LOXHD1, whose product is annotated as lipoxygenase homology PLAT domains 1. The transcript has 41 exons. The record is from RefSeq and is a predicted model, not a curated record. NCBI's taxonomy places the organism in Eukaryota, Metazoa, Chordata, Mammalia, Lagomorpha, Ochotonidae. Gene Ontology annotation, molecular function: protein binding. Bases 1 to 6840 code for a protein of 2279 amino acids.